Messenger RNA from Bathycoccus prasinos, 741 nucleotides. RefSeq lists its product with no specific name. Bases 1 to 741 code for a protein of 246 amino acids. The transcript has a single exon. Lineage: Eukaryota; Viridiplantae; Chlorophyta; Mamiellophyceae; Mamiellales; Bathycoccaceae. The record is from RefSeq and is a predicted model, not a curated record.
AUGACGAUGAUGCGCGAGGCGAAUGGCAACAACACCCGCGGAAACGCGGCCAAAACGACGAAAGGAGGAAAGAAAACGGGUAAAACGUCGAAGAAGAAACAACCCCACCAACCGUUUAAAGAGAACGAAACGCCCGGGCAAAAUGGCAAGUUCACCCGAGGGAUGGUGCGAAACAUUCAAAAUAUGAGAGACGAUCACGAUAAAGCGACCAUCGAGUGGUUUGAAACCAUGGAGGAAUUUGCGAACGAGGAGGUGGAGAAGGAGUGGUCAAAAGAAGUUUUUAUCGAUCACUCGGACGCGUUUAAAGAUUUACCGGAUAGAGAAAAGAUUCGAAUACAAAGGAUAAAGAAACGGAGCGAUCCGAACGUCGCGCCGGACGAGCCCGUGCCGUUGAGAUUGAGACCGUGGGAUGCGCAUCCGAAGGAUGCAGAGAAAGUGACUGUGCAAUAUACGUAUAGGAACGCGCUCGGUACGGUUGGAGAGUGUAAGAAUGAAAUAGCGAAACAGUUGGACGUUCCAAUAGGGUCGGUUGAGUUGAUUAACGCCGGUCGUAGGCUCGGAAGGGACGACGCGACGUUCCACGAUUUACACAUUUUAGCCGGGUACGUGGUGUAUUUUCGAGUAAACAGCAGAAAAGAAGAAUCAGAGAGGAAGAAGAAAGAGAAGAUGGACGAUCCAGAGGCACCAACGUCGGAAGGCGUGGCGUGUUGGCAACACUAUAAAAUUAUCGAGAAGGACUAA